Molecule: messenger RNA, 2011 nt
Organism: Anoplopoma fimbria (sablefish)
Lineage: Eukaryota; Metazoa; Chordata; Actinopteri; Perciformes; Anoplopomatidae
Gene: baiap2b
Product: BAR/IMD domain containing adaptor protein 2b
Exons: 14
Coding region: 210-1835 (541 amino acids)
Biological process (GO): actin crosslink formation; positive regulation of actin filament polymerization; plasma membrane organization
Cellular component (GO): nucleoplasm; cytosol
Molecular function (GO): cytoskeletal adaptor activity; protein binding
Source: RefSeq, a predicted model, not a curated record
ACCGCCCCUCUCCGUGAGUCCGCCUCUGCGCUCCAGCCGAGACGCACCGACGGACGAGCUGCGUGGGGAGCCGGUCGAAGGACUUUCCUAUAAAAGCCGGGAUCCCACUGACAGCCGAGCUUGUCUCUCCGUCACAGGCAGACAAGAGCCGAGAAUCCAUCACACAGCUCCGGGAAAAACCUCAACCUUUAAACGGGAAAUCUUAGUCUAUGGUUGUGACCGACGCACCAACAAGGAUGUCCCGGACCGACGAGGUGCACCGUAUAACGGAGAAUGUCUACAAGUCCAUCAUGGAGCAGUUCAACCCCUGCUUGCGGAACUUCAUAGCCAUGGGGAAAAGCUACGAGAAGGCUCUGACCAGUGUCACAUAUGCUGCAAAGGGCUACUUCGACGCUCUGGUGCGGAUGGGCGAGAUGGCCAGCGAAAGUCAAGGCUCUAAGGAUCUUGGGGAGGUGCUCUUUCAGAUGGCUGAAGUGCACAGACAGAUCCAGAUCCAGCUUGAGGAGAUGCUGAAGUCUUUCCACAACGAGCUGCUCACAGAGCUGGAGAAGAAGGUGGAGUUGGACGCACGCUACCUGAACGCUGCGCUGAAGAAGUACCAGAUGGAGCACAAGAGCAAAGGGGAGAGUUUGGAGAAGUGCCAGGCGGAGCUGAAAAAACUGCGCAGAAAGAGCCAGGGCAGCAAGCACCCGUCCAAGUACGGAGACAAGGAGAUGCAGUAUGUGGAGGCCAUCAGCAAUAAGCAGAGCGAGCUGGACAACUACAUCGCCGAGGGCUACAAAAACGCUCUGUCCGAGGAGAGGAGGAGGUACUGCUUCCUGGUGGAUCGCCAGUGUGCCGUGGCAAAGAACGGCAGCGUCUACCACGGCAAGGGUAAGGAGCUUUUAUCCCAGAAGAUCCCGGUGUGGCAGCAGGCGUGUGCCGAGCCCAACAAACUGCCAGAUCGUGCCAUGUUCCUGGCCCAGCAGAUGAGCGGUGUAGCGGGCGCCAUGGUUCCCGGCACUCAUCAUCCAGGCAUGCCCAUCUCUGAGAGCAUCCCCGGUGCCAAACCUCUGCCGGUGCCUCCAGAGCUGGCAGCCCUCAGGGCCAGCGGGGGCAUGGGACAGCAGAGGCUGAUGGGAGGUGUGGAAGGAGGGAUGCAGGUGAUGAAUGGCACAGCGGGCGCUCACGGAGGAGAGGACUACCAGCAGUGGAUGGAGGGCAAGGUGGCUCAGGGCAAGGCCUCACCGCAGACACAGCGACACGGAGGGGAGGUCUACUCCAACACCCUGCCGGUGCGCAAGGUCGCACCCGCCAAGAGCAAGACCACACUGACGGAGACCCGAACGCUGCCCCGGUCCAGCUCCAUGGCUGCGGGCCUGGAGAAAAACGGGAGAACUCGAGUCCAGGCCAUCUUCUCCCACGCAGCCGGCGACAACAGCACCCUGCUCAGCUUCUUUGAGGGCGAUGUGAUCACCCUGCUGGUCCCAGAGGCCCGCGAUGGGUGGCACUAUGGAGAGAAUGAGAAGACGAGGAUGCGUGGCUGGUUUCCCUUCUCCUACACCCGGGUGAUCUCUGAAGGCGACACCAACUCCAUGAGGCAACUUCGAGUACACAACCUCCACGGGAAGAGCAGCAGCACAGGUAACCUCCUGGAGAGAGAGGACGUGGCUCUGCCCAUCCCGGAUUACGGCGUCCACUCCCGGAUGGCGGCACAGAGCGCUGCGGCGCUGCACGGCAGACAACAACGCCCCUACAGUGUGGCGGUGCCAGGCUUCUCACAGCAAGCAGUGGAAGAGUACGAGCCCCGUUUCCCAACAAGCUCCCCAGAGGGCAAAUUGAUUUCGACAGUGUGAGGACAGACAGACAGACAGACAGACAGACAGGCACAGACUCUGCGAUAGGACAGACACCUCGCUGAGCCGACCCCCUCCCCCUAACCUUCCCCUCUUUCCUGCCUCCCCUACCUCCCACUUACGGCAAUAAACUCUCCCUGAGUCAAUCAAUGCAGGGAAGAGGCUUUUGGUCUGUA